Molecule: messenger RNA, 1712 nt
Organism: Suillus clintonianus
Lineage: Eukaryota; Fungi; Basidiomycota; Agaricomycetes; Boletales; Suillaceae
Product: major facilitator superfamily domain-containing protein
Exons: 12
Coding region: 91-1473 (460 amino acids)
Biological process (GO): transmembrane transport
Molecular function (GO): transmembrane transporter activity
Source: RefSeq, a predicted model, not a curated record
GCUUGACGAAAACCAUAACCUGUUACAUAUAAACUCCCAGAUCCCAGACUAUGCUAACGCAGGGCAAGGUCUUCUGUCGUGUCUGCAACCAUGUCCUUCUCGGAGGAGAGCCCUCUGUUCGAUCAUCCACUGCAGUCUAAGGUCCCUGAUGACUUGGAUGCGUACGACCGGUUCAGCAAAGCUCAGAAAAAUUACAUUGUCUUCGUGGUGUCCUUUGCAGGGUUGCUUCCCACGCUCGUGACUGGGACAUUUGUCCCCUCCAUUCCUCAGAUUGCUCAUGACCUUGAUUCAACGGGUGCUGUUGUGAGCUUAGCUGUAAGUUUGUCAGUCUUUGCGAAUGCGAUCGGAGGUUUAGUAUGGGCAGCAUACUCCUCAUUUUAUGGUCGCCGUCCGAUGUACUUGUGGGGUAUGCCUAUUCUGUGCAUAGGAAGCUUCGGUGUUGCAGCGUCAACGUCUUUCAGAAGCCUACUGUUAUGGCGGUUCGUUCAGGCAUUUGGAUGCGCUGGUGGAGUGUCCGUAGGUGCAGCCGUUAUUGGCGAUAUCUACAGGACAGAACAGCGAGGUACAGCCUUGGGUAUCUUUUUUGGGGCUUCUCUUCUCGGUGUCGCGCUGUCACCUAUUUUAGGAGGUACUGCAGCUCACUACUGGUCCUGGCGCAGCCUGCACUUCUCGCUUGCAGUAUGGGGCAUUAUUGAGAUGGCUCUGAUCUAUCUGUCCUUUCCGGAGACAAGUCAUCCGCAGCCGGGAGAAAAUCUUGAACGGAAGGCACCGUUCAAAUUUGUAUGGAUUAAUCCUUUCAACAGUCUCUGGCUGCUCCGUAGUCCAAAUAUCAUGGCCGUCACACUAGCAAACGCAUCAGCGAUGGUCACGGACUAUGUUUUAUUGGUCCCAAUCGCCUACACGAUCGGUGCUCGGUACCACAUCUCUAACGAGGCGCUGAUUGGUGCAUGCUUCCUCCCCAGUGGGCUUGGAAACUUCAUUGCCUCACCGAUUGCUGGGCGGCUGUCAGACAGUAUGGUUGCAAGGUGGAAGGCGAAGCGCAAAGGCGUAUGGGUCCCUGAAGAUCGGCUACGUCCAGCAUUGGUAGGCGGACUCUUCGUCCCUUUAUCUGUUGGUCUUUCGGGACUGGUUACCGCGUACAUCGCUGGACCGUUGGGCUUGAUAUUGAAUUUGCUUUGUUUAUUUAUGAAUGGCAUUGGGGUAGACUUUGUUCUCACUCCGAUCGGCUCGUACAACGUCGACGUGCUACAGUCACGCAGCGCAGAGGUAAUCGCCGCAGUUACAGCUUUCCGCGCGAUCAUUCUUGCACCAGUGACUGCAGCCGUACUUCCAUCAAUUGAAAUACUGGGAGUGGCAGGAACAAAUGGCAUAGCUACGGUGAUUGCACUUUUUGGAUAUGGGCUAAUCGCUCUCACGAUUCGUUAUGGAGAUCGCAUGAGGGCUUGGGUGGACGUUGGAUAUACGCCCUCGUGAAUGACAACCAACUAGACUUAAACGGUUGUCAUUUUCAUUUCCAACUAAAAAAAAAAGGAAGAUCGGUAUACUUACUAUUUAGGUAGCAAUAUGAAGUGCUGUCAACUUGGCAAUAUGGCAGGCGUAUUUGAGACGCUCCUCCAUGACACCGUCUGCGGCUGCAAAAAUCUCGACCAGAAAUAAGCUCAAGCAAGCCAUGUCAAUCAUGAUGAUUGACAAGUAUGCGAAAGGGAGCACAC